This is a messenger RNA of Cyclocybe aegerita, 792 nucleotides long. Lineage: Eukaryota; Fungi; Basidiomycota; Agaricomycetes; Agaricales; Hemipholiotaceae. The record is from the annotation of a GenBank genome assembly.
AUGUAUAUGCUCGAAUUAUCGAAGAAAGCCAGUUUCAUCGAGGACAUCUCUGAUCCAUUCGCGUCUAUACCUGAUGCUUUACACAUUCCUCCUGACUUCGACCCUCUCAAUCUGGCAACGGAACUGAGCGAGCAGGGCAUCGACUUUGCAAAGUCAAAACUGGGUGAAGUCACUGCAUCCAUUCCCGAAGCCAAGGAAAAACUCGAAGAAUUCAAAGUGGUGAUCGACGACCUGGUCAAUAGCGCCCAGUCAUUCCACGAAAUAGUUCAAAAGCACUGCGAUGAGAAGGGGUUCAGUAUCGAGGAGAUCGCUGGUUUGGUAGCGAAGGAAGUGGAAAAAAUUCUCGAAGACUUGAAGGCCGAAUUCAAUGAACCCCUCCCAGAAGAUCAAGACGAAUGGUAUCGUGAACUCGACAUCAAAGUUUCAAAUGUUCUAGAUUGGAUCGAGGAUGCCGUGGUCGAAGUCGCGAAGACUUUGGAUAUUUCCGAGUCGGAAUCUCGGGAGGCUUUCAGAGUCAUCAAGCCGCAUAUAAAGAGGUUUAUACUCAUUUCUGCCAAUCUUACUCGACGUCAUCCCAUCCUAACAGCAAUUGUCUUCGGUAUUUCUGCUCAGCUUAUUAUCCAGCCUCUCGCUUCCGCCAUAGUAGCGCCUAUCCUGAAUAUCAUCGGAUUUGGUCCAAAAGGUCCUAUCAAAGGCUCCUUGGCAUCAUUGGUGCAGAAAAAUGUUUUCGGACCUGCAAUCCCCCCUGGAAGCUGGUUUCGCGUCUUUCAGUCACUCGCGAUGAAGCCGUAG